Messenger RNA from Oreochromis aureus, 3937 nucleotides. RefSeq names its product cadherin-2A-like. The record is from RefSeq and is a predicted model, not a curated record. Gene Ontology annotation, biological process: cell morphogenesis; homophilic cell-cell adhesion; adherens junction organization. NCBI's taxonomy places the organism in Eukaryota, Metazoa, Chordata, Actinopteri, Cichliformes, Cichlidae. Gene Ontology annotation, cellular component: catenin complex; adherens junction; plasma membrane. The transcript is spliced from 16 exons. The coding region runs from base 153 to 2444 and encodes 763 amino acids. Gene Ontology annotation, molecular function: calcium ion binding; cadherin binding.
AACAUAACUACAUACAUUCAAUACAGCACAGUAUAGCACACAUUUAUGAUACAGAUUCAGAUUAUUGGAUGGAUGAACUUAAAGGCCCGUUUAUCAAUAUCAACCCUCCCAUCUGCUAAAGCUCAUAUUGGCACGUAGCUGAAUUUCCACUCAUGCAUUUAGUGAGUAGUCUGCACAAAUGUCAAAGCGAGCCAUCUCUUGGAUAUAAUAUGGAGUUAAAACACCCGAUUCUGCUUUUGGUUCUGUGUAAUCUUUUGCAGUGUUGGGGAGUCCACAGAUCAUCUUCACAACUUUUGCUGCGUCAAAAAGGAAACCGGAUCAUUGAUUCCUUUACUAUUGAUGAAGGUUAUCAGGGACCUUUCCCAUAUUCACUGGGCAAAAUUGAGGUUGAGAAGGACCUCGUUCUUUUUAUGAUACAAGGACAAGGUGUCGAUGAGGAACCAACGCAAGUGUUAGAAAUCAAUCCAUAUACAGGAGAAAUAAAGGUCCUCCGUUCUGUGGACUGCGAACAAUAUCAAACUCUUAAGCUUAAAUUUAAAGCAUUUGACAGAGAAAAACAUGAACUAGAGACACAGCUCGGGAUUUAUAUAGAGAUUUUGGACUCAAACGACAACCCUCCAAAAUUUCUGUUUGAAAAGUACAAUUUCACCAUAAAAGAGUCAACAUUACAGGGCACUGAAGUGGGUAGAAUUCAAGCAACAGAUCAAGACAUAAGUGAGAAAUAUAACAAAGUUCACCUUAAAAUAGUUUCAGUGGAACCUAAAUCUGAAGAUCUUGAGUUCUACUUCAAAGAGAUCAAUGAGACAGGACCUGGAGUCAUUUCUUUUAAGGGAUGUCUGGACCAUGAGACAGCUGAGAAAUACAUCAUUAUAGUGGAGGCCAAAGACAAUGGAGAAAAACCGCAGUCCAGCUCCUGCACCAUCAUAAUCAAUAUAGAAGAUGGAAAUAAUCAUCUUCCUGUCAUCACAAAGCAAACAGGCCCAGAAAAAGUGAAAGAAGGACAGACAAAUGUUCUUGUGUCACGUAUACAAGUUCAUGAUGAAGACACCAGAGGAACCCCAGCCUGGAGAGCCAAAUAUACAAUCCAAGGAGACACAAACAACAACUUCAGAAUAACUACAGAUCCUGAGACAAACGAUGGACUACUCCAUGUGGAAAAGCCUUUAAACUACGAAGAUGGUGCUCUGAAGAAUAUAACUAUCACUGUAGAGAAUGAGAUCCCCUAUUAUUCAUGCAAAGUGGAAAAUCGCAGCACCACUGGUCUUUGGAAAGUAGUUACCACAUCUACUUCUGCUGCUACUGGGUCUGCAAUGAGCUUUGUGAAUCUAACAGUUCCAUCCAGGCAUCAAGUGAUCGUGACUGUUGAGGAUGUCAAUGAGCCUCCGGUUUUUGACAAGACUUCCAUAGAAACUGCGGUCCCUGAGAAUGUUAAGGAAGGCCAAUACCUGGCAACAGUCACAGCUAAAGACCCUGAUGUUGCCAACAAAAACACAUUUAAAUACAUGAUAGGACACGAUCCAGCUGGUUGGAUUAAAGUGGACCCCGACACUGGAAACAUAACCACAUCAAAGUCCUUGGAUCGAGAGUCAGAGUUUGUUAAAGACAACAUUUAUGUAGUCACAAUAUGUGCUGUUGACGAUGGGAAACCACAAAUGACAAGCACUGCAACUCUUAGCAUCCGCAUUAAGAAUGACAAUGAUCAUACUCCAUACCUGGUUGUAAGCACAAUUGAAAUGUGCCAAUCUGAUGGACAAUCCUUUGCCAACAUCACAGCUUUAGACUCAGAUGUUGAGCCCUACAGUGGCCCUUUCACCUUCAAGCUCCAUGGAGAUGUUGAGGGCAAGUGGAAGAUUGACCCUGUCGUUGGUUAUUCAGUCAACUUGGUUAAAGAGUCUACAGUUCAUUCCGAUCACCAUGAGCUGUUGCUAGAAGUUUCUGACCAACAGGGGAAAUCAGCUUUCCACAACCUGUCAGUUACUGUUUGCAGCUGCUUAGACUCAGAAAUCCCAAACUGUCAUGUGAGGACAUCUGGCACCACACUAGGAGCGGGAGGAGUGGGAAUUAUUUUGUUGGCCAUGCUGCUGAUUACAGGUUUACUUUCUGUGGCUUUUCUGAUGUUCUGCAAGAAAGAGACUGUAAAAAUCCAAGAUAAUUACCUUGAAGAACAACUGAUGACGUUUCACACUGACAAUCCAGGAUCAGGCUGCCCAGCAGGUGUCAGGAACCAAAAUGAGAACCAGAUGCAAGAAAUGUCUCACGUUAAAACUGUCACAACGAAUCCAGUGAUAAAUAAAGCCAUACCUGAAGGAUCCAAAAUCUGCGCACUGAUUUCAAAGUCCCGAAAGGAAGGCUCAAUGGCACAAUCAUUUAGUCAUGAAAAUGUUACGCAUGCCACUGGAAGCAUCCUCAAACAUGGGAAUGAGACAUCUGCAGGGACAACCUAAGCCUGGGAAUUUGAAUACUCUCCAGCAGGAUGCUCUCCACAGAUCACAACUUUGAGCUCAGUGCCAGCUCAGUUUCUCAUGCUUCCUUUGACCCUGAAAUGGCCUGGGGUAUCCAUACUCUGGCCUUGAUCAACAAGCCCACUAACUUCAAAUGUACUCAUAGUCUCUAAUAUGUCUCUGUUACGUCCCUCUGCAGCCCCUAAUCAUCUUAAUGUGUUCAGCUGGUGCUAAUUGGCCACACCUAGUCAGGUGUGGAUAAAACCAUACCUGAGGCAAGCUUCCGGGGAGCUCACUUGCUUUUGCCUUGGUGGCACCAGCCAUUUUAGCCAACCUCCUAUGCCAUUUUAAGAUAAAACCUCUUCCUACCUACACUCUGCUAUUCGUCUCCUUUUUUUUAAUGUUGCGGCCUUGAGCCGUGUCGUAACAGUCUCAUAAGUGUAUAUUACAAUAUUAUGAAAAGUAAGGCAUUUUAAAUGGCUGCUCUUGAUCUAAAUAUUAGCUAAACAAAAUGCAAAGCCAGAGUAUAGUUCAAUUUUGUGAGAAGAUGGUACGGUAACAUGGAGUCUGGGUUAUGGGAAAAGAAAACUUGACUUAAGAGCUGAGAAUGGUACACAUAUGCUACUUUCACUUCGGAUAUCAUUAGACAUUGAUAGUGGUUAGAUAGUGAAUGUGGUUAUCAACAGUCAUAACAGGGAAAUGCUUUUUACUUUCUUUUUACCUUUUCCUAUGGUAAAAUUUUAAGUUCACUUGCUUUCUGUGAGUCCUUUCCUGUCUUGUUAGUACAAAAAUUUUAUUUUAUGCCGUUAAUCUACCGACAAUCCUAUAAAUAAACUCCUGGAAUCAGAACAAAUUAUGUUUUUGUGACAGGCUGUUAGUAACAAAAUGCCUGAAGAUACAACUUAAAAAAUGUUUCUGUUAUCAUCAGCAAGUGCAGGCAGAGGUUUUGGCAGUUUUUGAGUCUGAAGAAUGGGAGCGUGUGUUAACACAAUGCCACAAUUGUUAACUAUGCAGGCCUCAGUUAGCUUGUUAAAUGUUGAAGUUAAUGAGAGCACAAUUAGAAAAGGACAGAAAACCUAUGAAUUGUUUGAAAUGAGAAAGCAUUUUCUCUCUGGAAACAUGACAGUAUUGAUUAGGUUUACAAAGCUGUAUCUGAACAAACCCUUCUGGACACUUCUGGAAAAUGUCCUUUGAACAGACCAGACCAAGUUUAGUCUUAAGAGGAAACCAAAGAGACCAUCAGCAUAGAUGCCUCAUAUCAAUUAUCAAGCACAAUGUUUUGCAGCUCUUUCAAAUAACCUAUUUGAGGAGACCAGCAGAAGAGCACAUUUAUUCUGGAAAGUGAGGUGAGUGCCUCCUGUAAAGGUUCAUGCACUACACUUAAUUAAAAGUGGAGAAAUUGCUGAGUGCGCUCUUUCUGACCUUGUUUUCCCGGGCUGGCAGCUAAUCCUUCCCCAGAGGCGUUUGAUGAUAUCCUGGGUCAUUUAACGCACCAC